Eremomyces bilateralis CBS 781.70 is the source of this 1520-nucleotide messenger RNA. Its product is annotated as DUF367-domain-containing protein. Gene Ontology annotation, biological process: maturation of SSU-rRNA. The record is from RefSeq and is a predicted model, not a curated record. The transcript is spliced from 2 exons. The coding region runs from base 1 to 1128 and encodes 375 amino acids. Gene Ontology annotation, molecular function: rRNA small subunit aminocarboxypropyltransferase activity. Lineage: Eukaryota; Fungi; Ascomycota; Dothideomycetes; Eremomycetales; Eremomycetaceae.
AUGGUCCGCCACAAGAAAGACUUCGGCCGCGGCAAGAAAUACAGCAAUUCCACCCGCCCUCUUCCCCGAACCCACGCCGACAUCGACAACCCCGACUCCUCCUCCUCCCACCGCGCCCGCCCCCCCUUCAAAGCCGCCUGCUGGGACCUCGGCCACUGCGACGCCAAACGCUGCUCCGGCAAGAAACUCAUCCGCCUCGGCCUCAUGCGCUCCCUCCAAAUCGGCCAAAAAUCCGCUGGCAUCGUCGUCUCCCCCAAAGCGAAGAAAGUCAUCUCCCCGGCCGACAAGGAGAUCCUCGAGCAGUACGGCGCCGCGGUGGUUGAGUGCUCGUGGAACCGUGUUGACGAGGUCCCGUUUUCGCGGCUGGGCGGGAAAUGCGAGCGGCUCCUCCCGUACCUGAUCGCGGCGAACCCGACCAACUACGGGCGGCCGUGGCGGCUGAACUGCGUGGAGGCGCUGGCGGCGUGCUUCGCGAUCUGCGGGCGAGGGGAGUGGGCGGCGGAAAUCCUAGCGUCGUUUUCAUACGGGGAACAGUUUUUGGAGAUGAAUGGGGCGUUGUUGAGGAGGUACGCGGCGUGUACGAACGAGGAGGAGGUGAAAAAGGCGGAAGAGGCAUGGCUGGAGAAGAUUGAAAGGGAAUAUGAGAAGAGUCGGGUGGAGGGUGGGGAUGUGUGGAAGGGGGGGAAUUUGAAUCGGAGGCGGUUGGAUGAGUCGGAUGAGGAGGGGGAUGAGGACGACGAGGAGGACGAAGAGGAAGAUGAGGAAGAGGAUGAGGAGGAGGAACGGGAUUACGGACUCCCUCCCGAAUCCGACGACGAGGAGGAAAUGGCGGAGCUCCGCCGACGAGUCCUACAGUCGAAGACAUUCACCAACCCUGAAGCCGAAUCAAAAAAGCAAGCAACGAUCCCACGACCCGAACCCCAGGGUCCCGUCCUCCGCGAAGAUUCCGACGCCGAGUCCGGGUCGGAUCUGGGGUUGGGGGAGGACGAUGAGUUCGACCAGAUCAUCAAUGCGACACCGGUGACGGAUCGGAUUGGGAUCACGGGGAGACAGAGGUCGAGAGCCCAGGACGAGAGUUUGAGUGCUACGUUUUCGAGAAAUGUGGUGAUCGCGCCUAGUAUCCGGUAGUAGGACAUGCCCUGAUCAGGAUGACAACCGCUGGGUCUGAUCCAGUUGGGAAAGGACAACCAACGUUGAAUAUCGGUACCGAUACAGAUAUCGGAAAUCCUGAGUCAUUAUCGAUUGUUGUCCGGUACUUUCUCCCAUCGACCAAAGUCCAGUCCAUUUCUUGCUGCGCGUGACUUUGUUGUCUACCAACGUUCCCAUCAUCAGCGCCCUUCCUUGUGAUAUAAAUUCCGUGUUAACCCACCACCUUCACGUAGCACUCUCCACCAGCUUUUACACAACUAUCUAUCUGUGAUUGACCAUCUCUGCGGAAUCAUAAUUCAACCCAUCUCCACAUACUACCGCACUACGUCCUAGUCGCCAACAUGGUGUUCUGCCGCUCCCCCACGCGCAUC